Molecule: messenger RNA, 2025 nt
Organism: Candidozyma pseudohaemuli
Lineage: Eukaryota; Fungi; Ascomycota; Pichiomycetes; Serinales; Metschnikowiaceae
Product: mismatch repair ATPase
Exons: 2
Coding region: 1-2025 (674 amino acids)
Biological process (GO): mismatch repair
Cellular component (GO): nucleus
Molecular function (GO): ATP-dependent DNA damage sensor activity; mismatched DNA binding; ATP binding
Source: RefSeq, a predicted model, not a curated record
AUGGCUGAUCUUGCGUCUGACUUGAAUAGAGUAAGUCCAAGUGAAGUUAUCUUGAGCAAAGAGUACCAGGAUAAAAGUGAGGUGAUUGACUGGAUUUCUGAGAUGGCCAACCUUCGAAAGUACUUUGUGAGGUACCACAAAAUAACGUAUGGCGACUAUAAGGUGCAGUUGAAAUCAAACUUACAAACGAUUAGGAAGAAACUAGAGGACUUCACUGUUCGUGAAGAGAGUGCCAUGAACAUGGUACUUUCUUACAUUAAUGUCAACCUACCAGAUAGACCAUUGUCGCUUGAUUUACCUCAGCAAUAUUUCAGCAGUAAGUAUCUUCACAUGGACUCAAGAACCAGAGAUGCUUUAGAGCUAACUGAACGUCUGAGUAGCGGACUGAACUCGACAGUUGGUACACUCCUUAACACGAUCAAGCAAACAGUAACACCCUCAGGCACUCGUCUCCUCACACAAUGGCUCAAACUGCCAAUUUUGGAUACGGAAGAACUCAAAAAUCGGCAGUCGUUUACGCAGCAUUUUGGAAGAUCUCUGACUUACCUCAUGAGAAUCAGGCACCAGCUCACUAGACUAGGUGAUCCCAUUAGAUCACUACAGAAAUUAGCCCUCAAGGCAGGCCCCUCUGUAUCACAUCUUUUGGCGAUCGGAGAGGCUCUUGCCGAACAAGAGAAGCUCAAGGCCAUACUUGUUGAAUUGCAGAACGAGCACGGAAGUAAGCAGUUGCAAGAUUUCAUUGAUGAUUUUCAAGUACCCAUCGAUAUAUCCAACGAGAUACUCGAUACUCUAUACACAGAUCCUGUUCUAGCAAAUGCUAGAGAGCUUGUGGAUGAGGGAGUCGCUUAUCUGUUGAGUGAUCUGUUGGGUUCCUCCCUGACAGCGAUCGGUGAUUAUAAGAAUGAAGCUACAGAUAAGGAGCAAGCCAGCCCCAUCUUCGUCUUCAAUGUGAAGCGAGAUCAUGAUCCUAAAUUAAGCAAGCUUCAUGAUUCCCUAGAGAAAAUCCAAAGAGAAGAGUUAGAGUUGUUGCAAGGUGUGAGGGAGAAUGUCGCAGUUAUCGAUCCUAAGGCCAUUGUCACAAAGAAAGAUCAAGUGGGUAGGUACUUUGACGUGAUUCAUAUAUCUUGUCGUCUGAAGAUGUCUGCAGACAUUGCUAAUCAUAUUGACAAGAACGGCGAAGUGAGAGAAAGAAAGAAGACAACCUUGAUUUAUAAACCCACCCAAUGGUCCAGGCUACAAGAGCUGCGCAACACUAUCGUUCAUAAAAUUGAGGAAUUGGAAAAGGCGAUAAUUGAAAAUCUCAAAGCGGCCGUGCUUGGAAAGACUUUGUCCAUCAGAAAAGUCAACAGAAUGGCUGACUUCAUAGACAUUACUUCGUCCUUUGCAGUCCUUGCCAGAGAUAACAAUCUCGUUUGCCCUAAUUUUGUGAAGUCAAAUUACCUCAAUAUUCUGGAAGGAAGACAUCCUGUCGUUGAAGUUGGUCUCAAAACUAAUGGAGAGAUGUUCACGCCUAAUGACACGAAAUUAGGCCCCGAUGGUAAUCUUUGGGUGAUCUCAGGGCCUAACAUGGGUGGAAAGAGUACUUUCCUCAGACAAAAUGCCUUGAUUGUGAUCAUGGCACAGAUUGGCUGCUUCGUUCCUGCUGCAAAGGCAAAUAUUGGGAUUGUGGAUAGAAUCUUCACCAGAAUUGGUGCGUCUGACGACAUCUUCAGUGAUCUCAGCACAUUCAUGGUUGAAAUGAUCGAGACGAGUAAUAUCUUGAGCAAUGCUACUUCCAGGUCCUUGGCUAUUGUGGACGAGAUCGGAAGAGGCACGAGCGGCCGAGAAGGAUUGGCUAUAUCGUAUGCUGCGCUUGUCAGUUUGCUCCAAACUAAUAAGUGUCGUACUCUUUUUGCUACCCACUUUGGUGCUGAGCUCAAGAAAUUGCUUGACACGGAUAAAGUUUCUCAAUCUAAUGUGCGUUUCUACAGAACGAAAAGCCUGGCAUUAGCGAGCGAUCUUAUGCGUUUGAAGUUGCAAAACUAG